Molecule: messenger RNA, 1329 nt
Organism: Rhizophagus irregularis DAOM 181602=DAOM 197198
Lineage: Eukaryota; Fungi; Glomeromycota; Glomeromycetes; Glomerales; Glomeraceae
Source: RefSeq, a predicted model, not a curated record
AUGGAGCCUGUAAAUACAAUAGACGAAAAUUCUUUUGACCCAACACCAAGAUUAAAAUCUAGUCCUAUACCGAUUAAAUUUAUUUCUUUUAAUGAGGGUGAUGAAAAUUGUAUCUGUUGUGGAGAAAAAUACAUUCAACCACUUCUAAUAGACUUAGAAUGUAGUGAUCAUGAAAUAAAUAAGACAAAAGUACCACAAAGUAUUCAAGAAUGCUGUGGAGACUUGAAAAUUUUAUCAUUUAAACAAAUAUUAGACGAUCAUUCAACUUUUGGCAGUAAAUAUGAUAAAGUGUAUAAAAGUGAAAAAUAUUGUAAAUUAUGUGGGAAAUCAUUAUUACAUCGAGAAACAUAUAUUACAAAAGAAUUAAUAUUUUGUUCAGAUUGUUAUUUAAUUUUUACUGAACGUAUAGAAUCAUCUUUGGUUAAAAAAGAAAUUUCAAUUUUUUACAUACCACGGUGGCAUACUGCUUAUAAGUGUGAUGCCUGUUAUUCAACAUUAAUAUUUACAUCAGACUGUCAAAAGUAUUGUUCAAAUUGUUAUAUAUUUUAUGUUGGAUGCAGAUAUUGUUUAACAACAAAUAUUAUUUUUGGUCCUACAGGUCAAACUCAAUGUAAAAAAUGUAAAAGAAUAUCAUUUAUCAGUUGUCUAGAUGAUUCUCUUUUAAAUAAUAUUAUUUUAUGUGAUAACUUAGCUAAGUUUGAAAAUAUUGUAAAUAAACUUGAUAAAUAUUAUAUGCAUGUGGACAUAUUAGAUGCUUUGUUUGGAAAAAAUAUUAUAAUACCAAUUAGGUGGAUACCAUAUUCUCAAUUUAAAGAUGUAAAAGAAAUGACAAAAGGAGGAUAUGGUAUUAUAUAUAAAGCAACUUGGUUAAGUAAUAAUGAAACAGUCAUUUUAAAAAGAUUUGAAAAUUCUAAAAAUAAUAAUAAAUAUUUCUUAAAUGAGUUAAAAUCAAGUCAGCAUUGUUAUAGUAGAAAUUUUCAUAAUCAUAUAAUUAAAAUUUAUGGCUUUACAAAAGAUCCUGAAUUAGGGGAUUAUGUAUUAGUUAUGAAAUAUGCAACAGAAGGAGAUUUACAUAAAUAUUUACAAAAGGAAUUUACAAAUAUUACAUGGAAUUAUCAAAAACUACGUAUAUUGUGGCAAAUUUCAGAGGGACUUGAACAUAUUCAUAAAAAUAAAUUCAUACAUCGAGAUUUUCAUAGCGGAAAUAUGUUAUUUGAUUUAAAUAUCAGUGCAGGUAAAAAUUAUCAAUGGAAAAUUGGGGAUCUAGGAUUAUCACAAGAAAUAAAUAAUGAAUCAUCAAAUAAUGAGAUAUAUGGAAUUAUACCUUAA